This is a messenger RNA of Hermetia illucens (black soldier fly), 2070 nucleotides long. Its product is annotated as BUD13 homolog. The record is from RefSeq and is a predicted model, not a curated record. Bases 255 to 1832 code for a protein of 525 amino acids. NCBI's taxonomy places the organism in Eukaryota, Metazoa, Arthropoda, Insecta, Diptera, Stratiomyidae. The transcript has 2 exons.
UUCAAUGGCUGCCGGCGUCCCUUCAUCUUUGCAUCGGAUUCGGUUUGAAGUGUUCGGUUUUCAAUUUGCGAAAUAACGGCGAGAUAUCAGUUGGAUUAGUGUUUGCUUAAUAUAAAUUUGGGCGGCAAAGGCAUUUACUUGUUUUGCGCUAGACAAAGCGAAGAAAAGUGCCUGGCGUUAGUGGGAUUCGGAGUUGGUCAAGUCGUCAGUCGCGUACACAACGAGUACAGGGCGCAAAUUUUCUAUAAAUAGUCAUGAGCCUCCAAAUAUCGAAAACUCCCGCCGGGUCUGCAGUAGACCAGAGACACUUAUCGCUCACUCCGAAGGAUGCAAAGAACAGCAAAACCUGCACUAAUGGCCACGACAAAAGUACUUCAGGCGAAAAUGCGGCGCAGUCCAAAUCAGUAAAGUCGGAUGAUGUUGCAGCUAAACAAAUCGAGGACAAAUCCAAAAGCCAAAAUGAGGCCGCCAAGACCAAUCACAAGCCCGAGAACGGCAGUGCCAAGGAGCAAGAUAAGAAAACUCCUUCCAAAGGAGAAGACAAGGACGAUUCGAAGCCCAAUUCUGAGAAAGUGAAAAGUGAGUCAAAGGCAAAGCGGGAAAGUCCUAAAGUAAAGAGUGAAAGUCCCAAAACGGUGAGCUCUCUAAAAGUUGAUUCGGUUCCAAAAUCGGAAAAGGAGAAGGUUAAAAACGAAUUGAAAACCGUUUCCGAAAGGAAGACCAGGAAAGACUCGUCGAAUGGAAUUGAAACCUCAAAGGCUGAACAAGUGCCAAAAUCGAAAGCAGAAAACGAGAUCAGCAAACAUCUUCCCACCCCCAAGACUGAAAAGAAUGAAACAGCCAAAGCAAAGCCAGCAGAGAAACUCGAGUCUGAAUCGAAUGCCAAAACAGAAAAUCUGACUCCCAACGAAACACCACUGAACGGGGAGAAAGUAGCCACCGCAGAGAAGACGCAGUCCGAAACAAUUGCGCUGGAGACUGCAGUGGAAAAAACAGGUUCAACUGUCGAUGAAGAAAUGGCAACUCUAGCGGUCGACUCUGAACUUGACGUUGUUGAAAACAAACUGACUGGAAAGAUCCUGAAACUAAAAUCAACGCCACACAAGACAAACGCUACAGAAAAAUCCAAGGGCAAGACCAAAGCAGCUGAGAAGACUCCAAAGCAAGUUGUUGCCGACAGCCCAGUAAGCGCGACCAUCCGAAGCGAAGAACUUCGGACGCGCCCAUCACUUGGGCACAUUUCUGGGCGACGAAGUUUCAGGAAUCUGCCAGCCAUGCCUCCGCGGAGAUACAAUCAUGAAGUUUACAGACCAAUCACCACUGAAUUGGACAACAGCAGCUCAAGCUUGAACGUGACCGUGGGAUCCGAAGUUGCAGCUGACAAUUCGUUCUCCUUCUUAGGUUUCGGCCGCAAAAGGGAGUACACCGAAUCGGUCGAUACUCAAAGCACACAAAGCGAUAACAGUGCAAAGACACCGAAACGGGCGCGCCUAGAUAUUGGCUUGCUGAACAUCGUCAAGACUCCCAUAACCAUGCUGCGCUCCAGAUUCUCCAAAGUUGCAAUGCAUUGUAGUACACCCAACGCUCAAUCACGAGAAGGCAGCGAUGAGGAUGGAGUCGAAAACGUUUCGGUGAUUGACGUCGAGGAGCCUGCAAACCAACUAGCAAUGAACGAGCCCAACAGCCUUCCUGAGGACCUGAGCAACAAGCGGCCAAAAGACAAGGAUGAGUGUUUCGAUGAGCGCGCGAAAGAAGCACUCCAGAUGGAUGUUGGCAACGAAGUCGUGGAGAACCCAGGCGACACCAAAAGGAAGAAUUGCAAUAUUAUGUAAUUUGCUCACGAGGGCACAUGAUGAAAGGAUAGCGAUGAAAGACACUUCCCGUGUUAGCAGUAGAUUUUUGCAAGGAGAAGAUAUAUCAAUCGAUUUUAAACCAAUUUAGCUGAGUAAGAAUAUGCGAUAAAACUUAUUUUAAUCCUGUUCCGUUGAUUUCACAUUGUAUUUUUAUUUUAUAUUUUGAUUUCGUACAGAGUGCGCUGUACGUUUUAUCAAUAAAUAACCAUUACAGGAA